Molecule: messenger RNA, 985 nt
Organism: Periconia digitata
Lineage: Eukaryota; Fungi; Ascomycota; Dothideomycetes; Pleosporales; Periconiaceae
Source: the annotation of a GenBank genome assembly
CCCGAUCGUGACCAUGUUGCCUUGAAUCUUGAUCGAGCUCCAUGCACGCCGCUGUAUAACAAACGGUAUAUAAAUGGGAAUAUAGAUUGCGCUGGCAGGCCAUCUGCCUUGGAGGAGCUCGUGCCUGGCCUGGCCUGCCAUGGCACACAAGGACGAAGAUCUGCCAUGCCAUGCCAUACCAUGCCAUGGGCGCUAGGGAGCGGCUCUGGUCGAGCAUUGCUGCAUGCAUGCGUUGACUGGCUGGCUGGCUGGGAUGGCGUAGUUUACCUAGGCAAUAGAUAGACAAUUGAUAAUAAUUCCACACGGACCGACGGACAUCGAUGCAUCCACACCCACCACCCAUUUCCUCUAUCCAGCCCCGAACACAUACCCAAGUAUCCAAGGAAGCUUGCUUUGAAACAUGGUCGAACCCCAGCUCAGCCAAAAGGCCGUCGAGGGCUUUGCCCAAGCCGCUCUCUACGACCAGCAUCGCCCCUCGUACCCCGAUGAAGCCGUGACGGCGCUGCUCGAGGCUGCCAAGCUCAUCGGCCUCGACGCCGCCAGCCUCGUCGACCUCGCAGCCGGCACGGGAAAGUUCACAGAGGCGCUCGCUGCCAGGCCCGAACGCUUCAGGACGCUCGCCGUGGAACCCCACGCGCAGAUGCGUGAGCAGCUGGCCCGCAAGAACCUCGACGACGUCACCGUGGCCGAGGGUUAUUCCACCGCCAUCCCCGCCGCCUCGGAAACCAUCGACGCCGUCUUCGUAGCACAGGCUUUCCAUUGGUUUGCCAACAGAGAGUCUUUACACGAGAUACACCGAGUCUUGAAGCCACUGGGUGUUUUGGGUCUUAUCUGGAAUGCUGAAGAUUGUACGUCAUGGCCCCAUUUCUUUUUUUCUCUCCCAAAUCGUCCGUUCAACCAUCAUCACAUGUUUAUCGCGGCGGCCCACACUAUCAACAGCAUUUCCUCAACGCUUUUUCACCUCUUCCCUUCCCUUUCCUUUUAG